Messenger RNA from Penaeus indicus, 5818 nucleotides. Its product is annotated as 1-phosphatidylinositol 4,5-bisphosphate phosphodiesterase eta-2-like. The record is from RefSeq and is a predicted model, not a curated record. Gene Ontology annotation, biological process: lipid metabolic process; release of sequestered calcium ion into cytosol; phosphatidylinositol-mediated signaling. The coding region runs from base 174 to 2717 and encodes 847 amino acids. NCBI's taxonomy places the organism in Eukaryota, Metazoa, Arthropoda, Malacostraca, Decapoda, Penaeidae. Gene Ontology annotation, molecular function: calcium ion binding; phosphatidylinositol-4,5-bisphosphate phospholipase C activity. The transcript has 20 exons.
CUUGGCUGCUCGUGUGUUGUUUCGGUAUGUUGGAGAGGCAGUCAGUGUUACCGCAACUGUGAGGACCUUUGGACGCUUCUGGAUUCGACGAUGACAUACGAGAGCAAAAUAUGUGGAAUUCUUACAAGGCUGGCUUAGAAUACGCUUAAAGGAGAUACAGAUAGAGAUAAAUUAUGAACGAGAGUGAAACGAUAAAAGAGAGAGUGACGAGCGAGGCCUCUCGAGUAAAGACAAGUGGCAGUGACGUGGGUGUGAUGUCAGGAGAAGGUACAGCGCCUCACCACGAGAAGGACAACUCAGCGGCGCAUCUACACGACCAGAUUCUCCCGACUGACCACAAUGCAAAGGCCGGACAGACCAACCAGCAAGGACGGGGAGGUCAGCCUGCGAGUGAGGACAGAACAGGUCAAACCGCGACGAUAGAUAAUGGCGUCAGACCUCCUGGGUCACCGGACUCCGCCAAGGUACCCACGGGUAUCGGCAGCGUGGAGAACGAGGCACUGGUGGCCAUGAACAUUAGGCCUCGGUACUCGAAAUUCUUGGAGACGACCGGGAAGAAGGUGCUUGUACGAAACUGUAGCAUGGAGGAAGUGGUACAAAAGAUUCAAGAAGGAUGUACACUGUGGAAAGUCCGCGGCAUAAACAAGUGGUUCCAGCGGCACUACAAGGUGGACAUCGAUAACAUGUGCCUUGUCGGGGAGUCCAAGAAAUGGUGGUCUCCAGGUGGUGGUGUUGGCAGCGAAGGAGCAGAAAACGCAGUGCCACUUGUAGAAAUCACAGAAAUUAGGGAAGGAUGGAAGACAGACACCUUCAAUAAAGUAAGCUCUCACACAGAGAAGCUGAAGGAGAAGGGUGGAGGUGCAGGUGAUGAGCCUGUCCUGGAAGAGAACAAGUGCUUCUCCAUCAUCCACGGCCAGGGAGGCAGAGACGUGUUGGACUUGGUGGCAUCAACGGAAGAAGAGAGGGAUGCCUGGGUGACUGGGCUGUCGCACCUCGUUCAGUCGGUCAAAGCGUUACACGAAGAGAAGCAGUAUGACGUAUGGCUAAGGAAGCAGUUUGAGGAGGCUGAUAAAGACAAUAAUGGGUCACUUAAUUUUAGUGAAUGCUGUGCUCUCUUGAAGCAGCUAAAUAUUAAAAUGGACAAGAUUCAUGCCAAGAAACUUUUCAAUCAAGCAAACACCAGCAAGCAGAAGAGAGAUGGAGAACAAGUAUUAGAGGUAGAGGAAUUUGUGGCCUUCUAUCAUGCUCUCCUGAAAAUGCCAGAGGUUGAAAAACUAUAUAAGAAGUAUUGUAGUGAGAAGACAGGGUUAAUGAGUGCAGACCAACUAUGUGCCUUCCUUCACAAAGAGCAGGGGCUUACGGACUAUGAUCAUAGUCAAGCUACCAAGCUUAUGAACGAAUUUGAAAUUAGUAACCUUAAGGACCAAGGCUACAUGACUCAGGAUGGUUUCUAUCACUUACUGCUUUCGGACAUGAUCGAUGUGUUCAACUGCAACCACCAGAAUGAAAUUCAUCAGGACAUGACUCAGCCAUUGUCACAUUAUUUCAUUGACUCAUCACACAAUACGUACCUGACAGGGCAUCAGCUUGCUGGAGAGAGCAGUGUUGAAGGGUACAUCAGUGCACUGAAACGAGGCUGUAGGCUGCUUGAGUUGGACCUCUGGGAUGGAGAUGAUGGAGAACCAAUUAUCUACCACGGCCACACUCUGACCUCAAAGAUCACCUUAGCUGAUGUUCUCAGAGACGGCAUCAAAUUGUAUGCGUUUGAGGCAUCACCCUACCCCGUCAUCCUCUCAAUAGAGAACCAUCUCAGUCUGGAUCAGCAGAGGACAAUGGUGAAGCUUAUGAAGGAUAUUCUAGGAGAUAUGCUGGCAACUGAUCCAGUCCCAGAUGACAUUACUGUUAUACCCUCACCAGAAGCUCUCAAGAACAAAAUUAUCAUCCGUGCCAAGAAACCAAAAGGCUCAGAAGUGGAGGAUGACGAUGAAGAUGACGAUGACCAGGACAGCAUUGAUUACAUAGACAGUGACGACGGGGCAGCACAGUCAAAGAAGGAUUUCUUCACUCCUCACCUUUUGACUCUCUACCGCUCUUUCAAGAGCUCUAAGAAGCGAAAACAAAGUUCCACAAAGAAGCGCAGGAUGUCUCAGCCACAGACUGAGCCUUCAACAAGCAGUCCAAUUGCCCUGAACAUGCAGACGGAGGAUAAAGCAAAUUUCUACAAUGAUGCCCUUUUCAAGAGUAAUGCCAACUGUGGUUAUGUACUUAAGCCAGACAUUCUUCUUAAAAAGGAGCCAUACAGCCCUUCAGAACUGUCUGAUAGGUACACUAAAGUCAUCCGUGUGACAGUUCUUAGUGGGCAGCACCUUCCAAACUCAGCCAAAAAGGGAGAUAUUGUGGAUCCUUAUGUGCAGGUUAAGGUCCGCGGUCAUCCUCUAGAUAAACAGAAGCAGCGAACUAAAGUAGUGAAAAAUAAUGGCUUUAAUCCAGUAUGGAAUGAGACUUUAGAGCUGCGUAUAAAAGUACCUCAUGUUUCUUUGAUAUACUUUUCACUUCGUGAUGAGAGUUCACUUGCUCGAGAUCCAGUUCUUGCUUUGUGCUGUAUUCCAUUCAACUCUCUCACUACAGGCUAUAGAUUUGUCCAUUUAACUGACCUGGGAAGCAAGUCAUUAGCACCUUCUGCUCUCUUUGUUCAUAUUAGUAUUAGUGACAACUGAAAGAACUUGACAUCAACCACCAUAAGUUAUCAGAAGCAAUAAGUCACUCUAAAAAGUGUUCCAGGAUUUAAUUACAUUAAGCUGUUGGUUCCACUCAGCAUUUCAUUGUAAUGGUAGCUAGAAAAUGUCACAUUUUGCUUCUUUAUCCCCAAGCCACAUCACAACUAAAUCUAGGCAGAUGAAAGCUUUUCAAAGAAAACUUGAGUAAGAUUAGUGCAAAAUGUCCAUGAUUAGUAAAGUAAGUAAAAAAUUAAAUUAUAUGAUUACCAGGUCCAUGUAGCACAGCUACCAAAACCAUUAAUAUUUAAUGUAAACAAUAUCUGUUUACAUCAUAAGUGAAUAUGGCUUCAAUCCUGUUAAAAUGGAGCAUUGAUGAAAGUUGCUGUACUUAGGAUAUGAUAUUUGACUGGCUUUCAAAAUAUACCAGAGCUUAAACUCAAAUGAUGAGCAGUGUUCACUAGCUUGCCUUGGAAUGAUAAGAAGUUCCUCUCACUGUAAAGGUUUAGUAAUGCCUAAAUUGCAUUAACUCUUAAUCUUGAUAAGAAUCUAAUAAGACUGAAAGAAUUUUUGACAAUUCCUUUCUUUAAUAUUUUCAAAGUGUUCUAUAACAAAACUGCUGACUAGCAAAACCUUCACAAAACCUUUUGUUGUCUGAAUUUUCUACAGUAAAUGUCAUUAUUUUACAUAUCUGAUGCAGCUUAUAUAAAUAAAAAAAUGUUACAUGCUUAAAUAUGUUCACAUUAUGUCAGCCUAAAAUAAAAAUGCAACUUAAUACAUAGCACAGUUGGAAAUAGAAUUGCAUGUUAAGUCAGUAAGCUAUCAUAUAUAUGAUGUAAAGACUGCUAUGGUUGAUGAACAUUUAUUAACACUUACUUCAAAUAUCUUGUCAUGUCUUAAACCCUCCCAUCUUAAAACAAUGAAACACAAAGAGGUGUAUUUUUAGGGCUUUGAUAAGCUAAACUUACCCUAUAGCAGGCAAAUUAUUAUAUUUUCUGUUCUUGUACUAGUAUAUCAUCAUUUUGGUAAUAUCAGCUAUAUUAGCUGUUAAAAGGCCAUUUAGUACUUUAUUCAUAUGUAAAUGCAGAUAACAGCACAAUGGUAGCAGUGUUUGUUUUGAUAGUUUAGCAUAUUGAGGUUUUAAAGAUAUUGCCUAACAUUUGCAGCUUACAUUAAAUGGAUUUAGCCCAUGUAGGGAAAAAGCGUUUAGUACCACAGUCAUUUGAGUUGCAGUCUGAAGUCCUCUUCCAGGAACAUGAAGUGUGCAUCCUAUUUUUGUUUAUUCUAUCACAUGGAAUUGUGAGUGGUAAGAACAUGUAUAAGUGGUACUGAAAACUUAUAUUUCUUAUGCAACAGUAAUUUUCUUACCUGGCAUUUAUAAGAAAGUAGUGUUAAUGAUUUUAUGACAGCUUUUUUAUACAAAAUGAAUUUACAUAUAUAUAGAUGUCCAUUUUUUAUGCUGUGUGAUUGUAUGACUAUAAUAUUAAUUGGUAGUUUCAUUUAUAUUUUCAUUUUGAAUUACAGUAAAGGUAAAAGUAAACAUAGUGACUUUAUUUGAAUAUUUCAUAUGAAUCUGUAAGCUGAAAUCAUUAGGUGCUCGUGAGUUGAAUUAAGAUGAAACGGCAUUCACAAUAUUAGUUUAUUUAGAUUGUGCUUGUUUUAUUUUCUAUUUGAUGCAGCUUCUUAAUGCUUUACUGCAAGCUAUGUCCAGGCAGUGAAAGUUUGCUUAUAUCCUCAUUGUGUAGCUUUUUGGUUGUGAAUUGUGAUAUUAUGUGAGAGCAGAUCAUGGAUACAAUAGGAAAAAAAUAACCAGCACCAUAAUUUUUCAUAUUGUCUCACCCAAAAUCCUUUAAUCUAGUUCAUAGCUUUGUUAAUAAACUUAUAAUGCCAUGUAUUGAAAGAGAGGAAAAAUAUGAAUUGUUUGAAGGUGACAAGAACAAGAAAUUUUAUAGGUAGGAGAAUCAGAUCAUACAAAAUCAUGAUGACUGUUUUGUUAUUUUAUAUAUAAAUUCAGAGAUUUACUUAGUCUUAAGUUAUAAGCCAAAUUUAGGAUUUCUUUCUAUCCCUGUACACGUUAUUAAAGUCACUGAUGGAAGUGUGACUUUUUUCCAGAAAAAUAUGAAAAAUUCAUAUACAUAUUUUCCACCAUUUUGCCUUGUAUUAUCUUCCUUGGAGAACUGUAUUUUGACAUAAGUAAGUUUGAUAGAUUUCCAGCAUUUUGUCACUAAUAGCACCACAUAUAUUUUGGAAAUAUGUAUCAUUGUCAUUUAAUUUAAUUGUUAAGACAUUUGCUUUUUGUAAUUUCAAGAUGCUUUUAUUUUGUAUUGCAUGUUUAUUUAGAAUCCUAAAUUUAGUAAUUUAAACAACCUAGAGAGAGAAUUCAUUCUAAAUUCAGAUCUUUAGUGUCUAUAAUAAUUCUUGUUAAGGUGCAUUAGGUUAUACUACACAGGUAUGCCGAGUACAUUGCUACAUGCAUUGGCCAUACUCAAAAAAUAUUAUUACUGAAGCUAAUUCUGUGAUUCCCACCCUGUGAUUAUGUACAUUAAAAUUGAAUAAGAGUUUUGCAUGGUAUUUCACAUCAUCACAACUGAAAUUAUCUCAUAAAGGCUUAUUUUCUCAAAACUGCUCAUGCAUUUGUGCAAUUGAUAUCACUUAUGUUACAUAUAAAUAAAGUGUCGCUUAUUAAUCUUCAAUCUUAUCAUUGCGUGAACAUUUUUAUGUACUUUCUUCAACAGAAGGACCAUUACUAUAUAUAUAUAUAUAUAUAUAUAUAUAUAUAUAUAUAUAUAUAUAUAUAUAUAUAUAUAUAUAUAUAUAUAUAUAUAUAUACAUUGUGAUGCAGGUGCUUUCAAUAUGGCUACAGUGUAUAUAUACGAAAAAAAUAAAAAAUAAAAAAAAUAUUUAGGCAUGUGACUGUGCUCUGUAGAUAGAGAGGAAUCUGAUUUCUAUUGUGAGAAAACGAAAAGGGAAAUGCAUAUACAAACUUGUUAAUUAUUAUAGAAUUUAUUUGAUUGUGUUCAAUAUCAGAUUUUAUUAAAUAUUAGGAGCUUUGCCCAAUUCUAGUACCCUUUAAACAUUUUAUGUUACAUAAAAGUGCUUUUGUA